AUGCAAGACAAUAUUGGUGCACCAGUGGCAUGGCAGGUUCAGUUAUAUACUUGGGCUGUGUCUUGGGAAUGUGUGCUAAAAGCAAAUGAGUUAUUAUACAUCUUUCAGACCUCAGGAGUGAACCAGAAUUGGCAUAGUCUUCAUGUAUACCGUGUGAGGUGGUAUCUUGUAUGGUUUUCUUUGGGGUACUGUUGUUUAGUUGGCGUUGGUAGUUUUGGACUGAAGAUGUACCCGGUCAUUGGAGGCCUCAUCUUUUGUAUGAACAUCCUAUACCCUCUGUUCUAUUUCUUCUUGCCUCCCUAUUUCCUUCUCUCUUUUUUUUCACUCUCUUGCUAG
This is a messenger RNA of Ilex paraguariensis (yerba mate), 336 nucleotides long. The record is from the annotation of a GenBank genome assembly. NCBI's taxonomy places the organism in Eukaryota, Viridiplantae, Streptophyta, Magnoliopsida, Aquifoliales, Aquifoliaceae.